Molecule: messenger RNA, 1609 nt
Organism: Tigriopus californicus
Lineage: Eukaryota; Metazoa; Arthropoda; Copepoda; Harpacticoida; Harpacticidae
Exons: 5
Coding region: 194-1489 (431 amino acids)
Molecular function (GO): protein binding
Source: RefSeq, a predicted model, not a curated record
ACUAGUACAGCUCUCUUCCAGGCCUGUACAAUGUACACCUUUCUUCAGAGCUCUCCAAGAGAAGUCUGUAGAAAAAAUAUGCUGUGUUGGUCGGCACAUAGUGCUCUCAACCAUAAGAUCCUCACUCCACAGAUUUCUAACCUGGUCACUGCCAGUGUUUCCCUAACUCCGAUCGCAGUGAGUGUUAUUAACUAUGAAGAUCCCCAAAUGUGGUAAAAAUCCCUUUGACUGGAUUCCGGACAACCGUCCCGACAAUGAAGACGAUAAAGAGAACUCGGCACGAGUUAUUCCAUCGACAUUCUACCAUCUUGUCAAAGGCAAUCGUAGCUCUGAUGUGUCUGAUUGUCUCUCGAAGCAAACCGACCUGAGUCCCAAUGGUCGAUACAACUAUGAAUACUUCAUAAUCACGGCCGUGAAAAGUGGAGCCUAUGAAACUGUCGAAGUUCUCCUCAAGUAUGGAGCUCACGUUGAAAUGAGUGAAAUUGAUGGCCAAGAUGCCGGAUACACGCCAUUGAUGUUCGCCAUUCGGUAUCGUCAGGCCAAGAUGGCCUUGUUACUUCUCAAGCAUAAUGCGAAUCCACGGGCUAAGGCUGCGGACGGAAAAGAUAGCGUGCAACUGUUGUGUCAAAACUACAGUUUAUCCAUGCUUGAUGUCUGGAAGGCAAUUACACGCCAACAUUCCGAUCUCGUCCUUCAGAUCUUGUCCCCAUCUGCUACCAAUGAUUAUUACACUUUCGGAAAUGCUGAACUCCGAACACCUCUCCACCAUCUAUUCUUUAUGGAUCAGAUGGGCGAUGUCACCCGAGCUUUCAUGAGCUUCUUAUUCGACGAAACUGACUUCAAUCUGCCCGAUGAAAUCCCAUACACCGCGAAUCGAUCAUGGACUGGAGUCCAAUAUUCGCUGCUUUUGGGAGGAAAUAAUUUUAAUCUGACAGAGGCCUACCUGAAGAAAGUUAAGGCUACGAGAAGUAAAGAAGAUCUCUCCAAGAUUGUCAAUUGUGAGCUUCCAUGCCAAAAUCGAGGGGGACAUCCAUUAAUCCAAUACUGUAAACGUUCCAACGUUGACCGCUCCAUUGUGAGGCCGUUUCUAGACAACGGAUACAAAAUCAACCAGACGGAUUUUUACGGUGACAAUCUACUCUCCGCAUGUCUUCAACCUGGAAGGAUAUCAAUGCAAGAUCUAGAAUACAUCCUACGACAGGGUGCCGAUGUGAACGUUGCCGUGCCAAACCGCCGCUCAAUCGCUCAAAUGGCAGCAAAUGUUAGUGAAGCUGCCCUGAAUUUGGUUUUGAAAUUUGGCGCCAAGCCUGAUCCAACGGAAAAGAACAGUCCCAAACUGAAGCGUUAUUUCAUCACUGUGAAUACCUUGAAAUACUUGGCCAGACGUUCAAUCCUGAAGUCGUUGGUAGACUCUGGUGGCAUAGUGAGGUUUCUAGAGACCUCUGAAUUAGGCAGCAUUGCUUCUUCUUUGUUCGAAGAUGAUAAUUAAUCAUGAUAAUGUUAUUAAAGCCAAUUGUCCUUUGUGUCGAUAAGUGUCUGUCGACAUUUUUGCAAUGCAAAACUGCAGAAGCAGAAUGACGUGUAGGAAUAUUAUUAAGCUAUUUGAUAA